Molecule: messenger RNA, 1110 nt
Organism: Penicillium longicatenatum
Lineage: Eukaryota; Fungi; Ascomycota; Eurotiomycetes; Eurotiales; Aspergillaceae
Product: cupin domain-containing protein
Exons: 2
Coding region: 1-1110 (369 amino acids)
Source: RefSeq, a predicted model, not a curated record
AUGCUGGGCUCAACGCUUCUCCUGUUAGCCUCUUUUGGCACUGGACUUGUCCAGUCUGCGCUCACCUUGGACGAUCUUUAUCUUGAGAAUGCUCCAACUUCUCCGCGUCCCUACGUCAUUCCGCACUACGCCAACUCCCAUGCCGUUACCAUUGGCACCCAGUUGUACCGGUUCACCGUGACUGGUCCCUCAUCUGGCUACGCCUUUACUCUGAUGAGCACCAAUUCUCCCUCCAGUGACUCUCUGGGUGUCCUCCCGCAUAUCCACGAGAAGCACUACGAGAACUUCUUCUCCUUCAAGGGCCGCUUCCAGCUUUGGGCUCAGAAAGAUGACGACGAGCAGCAGGCCCGUCUCCUAACCCAAGGCGACUAUGGCUCCGUCCCCCGCAAUACAACUCACACCUUCCAAAUCCUCGACCCUGACACCGAGAUGGUCGGCGUUAUCGUCCCCGGUGGAUUUGAGGAUCUCUUUUACUACCUCGGCACAAACUACACCUCAGGCACAGACACCCCCUACGUUCCCAAGAUCUCCAACUCCAGCUCCUCGAGCUCAACCCCCUCGUCCAGCAUCAUGAGCACCCUCAAGUCCUUCGACGUCUACGCCCAGACCGACUUCGAGCCCCGCUACGAUCUCGUGAACGGCACUGCCCCAACAGAUAGCACAUGGCACACCGGAGCAAACGCUCUCGGCUCUCCAGGUGACCCCUACUUUGUUGCAAAUGGAUACGGACCUAAGUACCUUAGCUCCAAGUACGGGUACCAGGUUAUCCAGCCCCUUGUUACAUCCAAGCAAGCCCAGGACACGAACUACACUUUAUCCACUAUUUCGCUUAGUCGGCAGACAAAGAACAGCCCGCCGAGCUACAAACUUGCAGGCGCUGCGGCGUUUGAGGUGCUCGAGGGUGUCCUUUCCAUUACCAUUGGGGAUUACCCGCUUGCUACGUUGAACAUGGGUGAUGUGGCUUUUAUUCCCGCUGGAACUGAGUUCGCUUACUACAGCACUGUUGCGUUUACCAAGGUGCUUUAUGUGGCAAGUGGCACUGAUGGUGUGGAUUCGCAGCUGAUUAAGGGCGGUAAGAGCUGGGACUUUGUUACUUUCCCCAAGUACUAG